This is a messenger RNA of Volvox carteri f. nagariensis, 9930 nucleotides long. Its product is annotated as flagellar inner dynein arm heavy chain 11. The transcript is spliced from 58 exons. Gene Ontology annotation, cellular component: dynein complex. NCBI's taxonomy places the organism in Eukaryota, Viridiplantae, Chlorophyta, Chlorophyceae, Chlamydomonadales, Volvocaceae. Gene Ontology annotation, molecular function: ATP binding; dynein intermediate chain binding; minus-end-directed microtubule motor activity. The coding region runs from base 1 to 9930 and encodes 3309 amino acids. The record is from RefSeq and is a predicted model, not a curated record. Gene Ontology annotation, biological process: microtubule-based movement.
AUGUGGGAAACAACAGGUUGCACACGCACAGGAUGGCUGCAUUCUCUUGGACAUAAAUCCCCUUUGUGGCUACGCUCCGUUCAGGUUACGGAGUGGCCUGCCAUUCGGGAACUGUCGACGGAUCUGGAGCCCUAUGCAUCAUUGUACAGCAUAACCAACGAUUUUGGGCUUCGCUACGAGGAGUGGCUUUUUGGCCCUAUCAAGGACCUUAACGCCGAAGAGGUCGAGAACAACGUUGGUGAAUGGUUCAAGAAGAUGGUACGGCUCAGCAAGAGCCUUCCGCGGCCGGAGCUGCGCACCCUGGCAGAGACUACCCGUGCACGGCUUGAAGAGUUUAAGGAGAAUGUCCCAAUUAUAAUGGCCGUCUGCAAUCCCGGUAUGCGUGGACGACACUGGGAGCGCCUUUCCAUGGCACUCGGCACUCGUGUAUCCCCGGUACUUCCGACCGUUCGCAACUUUUCCCGCCGCCUUCCUGUAGUUGCUGAUUUCGUCAACCAACACAUUUUUGAUCUGCAGGAGUUGAGUGAUACGGCGUCCCGGGAGAUGGCUCUUGAGCGAUCAUUGGACCGCAUGGUGGCUGAGUGGGGUGGGGUCAAGUUUGAAGUCGUGCCCUGGAAAAAUACGGGUGCGUCGGUAGGCAGCAGUGUCGAGGAAGCACAAGUGCUCCUGGAUGAUCACGUGGUCAAGUCACAGGCCAUGCUCAGCAGUCCGGCAUCAGCGCCGUUCCUGGAACGUAUUGAAGGCUGGGUGAGGAAGCUCUCCAACAUGCAGGAUGUCAUAGAUGCCUGGAUGGUGGCUCAGCAGAAGUGGAUGUUCCUCGGCCCUGUCUAUGGCAGCGAGGAGAUCGCCAAGCAAAUGCCCAAAGAGCGUUGGGAGUUCCAGGCUGCGGACGCGCGGCUCAGGCUUAUCAUGCGGGCUGUGGAGAAGAGCCCAGAGGUCCUUUCGUUCACAGACACACAGCAUUUGCUAAGCGACUUGCAGAGCUGCAAUAUGUCUUUCAGCAUUGUUGAACGAUCUUUGGCGGCCUACCUGGAAUCCAAGAAGCUCCUUUUUCCGCGAUUUUUCUUUUUAUCAAAUGAUGAACUUAUCGAAAUUCUCAGCGAAGCGAAGGAGCCUCUCCGUAUACAGCCGUUCGCCAAGAAAAUCAUCGAGGCUGUCAAGGAGUUCGAGUUUAACGCGGCGCAGGAGGUUACAGCCUUGAUCAGUGUGGAAGACGAGAGGAUACCGUUCGACCGCCCUGUCAUUACAAGCAGCGAAAUGGUGUCUGGUGUCGAGUUUUGGCUCAUUAAAGUGGAGGAGCAGAUGCGCGUCAGCGUUGCAACGGUCAUGCGGCAUGCCAUCAAGGCAUAUCCAACUACUGCGAGGGCCAGCUGGAUUUUGGAGUGGCCGGGCCAGGUGGUCCUGGCAGUGGCACAGGCCUACUGGACUAUGGGCGUGGUGGAAGCCCUGACAUCAAGCGGCCUCUUUGGGCUGGUUGAGUACGGAGAGCAGUGCCGGCGUGACCUCAUGGAGGAGGUCAUGCUAGUACGUGGUCACCUGAAGCCACUCGAGCGGGCCACCAUUGGGGCCUUGGUCGUGUUGGACGUACAUGCCCGCGACGUUGUCGCCGAAAUGGUGAACGACAAGGUUUCCAGUAUUGACGACUUCAGCUGGCAAAGUCGCUUGCGCUACUACUGGGAGAACAACACCAUGCAUGUACGGAUGCUGAACGCGGAGUGCACGUAUGGCUACGAGUACCUCGGCAACAGCUCCAGACUCGUUAUCACACCGCUGACGGACAGGUGCUACCGCACGCUGUUGGGAGCUCAUCAUAUGAACCUUGGAGGUGCCCCUGCAGGCCCUGCCGGGACGGGCAAGACUGAAACCACCAAAGACCUGGCUAAGGCAGUGGCCAUCCAGUGCGUGGUGUUUAACUGCUCCGACGGCCUGGAUUACCUGGCCAUGGGUCGGUUUUUCAAAGGCCUUGCCGCCAGCGGUGCAUGGGCAUGCUUUGAUGAGUUCAACCGGAUUGAGCUGGAGGUCUUGUCCGUCGUGGCGCAGCAGGUCUUAACCAUCCAGCGAGCAAAAGCUGCGGGAAAGAAGCGGUUCGUUUUUGAAGGUACAGACAUGGUUCUUGUGCCGACCUGCAACGUCUUCAUUACCAUGAAUCCGGGCUAUGCGGGUCGGUCUGAACUGCCUGACAACCUCAAGGCCCUAUUCCGGGAUGUUGCAAUGAUGGUUCCUGACUACGCGCUUAUCAGCGAGAUCAUUUUAUACUCGUACGGCUAUUUGGAAGCACGUGCCAUGGCUCAGAAGCUGGUGCAGACUUACCGUCUCUGCUCUGAGCAGCUUUCCCGCCAAGAUCAUUACGACUACGGUAUGCGGGCUGUCAUGGCUGUGCUGCGGGCCGCCGGCAACCUCAAGCGCCGAUAUGCGGGACACAGCGGCGAUACCUACGGGGAGCCAAUCUUGAUGCUCCGUGCAAUUACGGAGGUCAACUUGCCCAAGUUCCUUGACGAAGACGUGCCUCUAUUCAAAGGCAUCCUCUCGGAUUUGUUCCCAGGGGUCUCGUUACCGGCGGUUGACUACGGCGAGAUGACUGAAGCUCUGACUCGCAACGCGCGUGCCCUUAACCUUCAGCCACUUCCCUCCUUCAUCGAAAAAGCAAUCCAGUUAUACGAGAUGAUCGUCGUACGGCAUGGCCUCAUGCUCGUGGGACGGUCCUUCAGCAUGAAGACCGUAGCUAUACGUGUCCUGGCGGCUGCUUUGGGCGAUAUGUGUGCAGCAGGUCAUGGCGAGCAGAAGGUCAAGACGUUCACAAUCAACCCGAAGGCUGUCACAAUGGGCCAGCUGUAUGGGCAGGACGACCCGCUGUCCAAGGAGUGGACGGAUGGUGUCCUCGCAGUCGCCUUCAGGACCGCGGCGCGUGAUACGUCACCUGACCGGAAAUGGGUGGUACUGGAUGGUCCAGUUGACGCGAUUUGGAUUGAAAACAUGAACACGGUACUGGACGACAACAAGAAGCUGUGCCUUAACAGUGGUGAAAUUAUCGCGAUGCAGGGUUUGAUGAACAUGAUCUUCGAGGUGCAAGACUUGGCAGUGGCAUCCCCGGCAACUGUGUCACGGUGUGGCAUGGUUUAUAUGCAGCCUUCCCUCCUAGGCUGGAGACCGAUUGUGCAGUCCUGGAUGAAUACGCUGCCCUCCGUUGUAACACAGGAGAUAAAGGAUCACCUCAACAUGCUGCUGGAAUGGCUCAUCCCGCCCUGCUUGCGCCUUGUUGGCAAGGACUGCGUGCAGCCGGUAGCAGUCCAGGACAUUAACAUGGUCAGGAGUCUGACCCGCCUUCUCCAAGGUUUAUUGCUGCCUCACCUGCAGCCACCACCGCCGCCUCCUGGCACACGACCUGCAGAGCGUGCGGCGCCUGAGAAUCUUUUAGUCACGGUAGAAUGCCUGUUCAUCUUUUCGCUUGUUUGGAGUGUUGGAGCGGUCGUGGACUUGGCUGGUCGGUCUGCGUUCAGCAACAGCUUGCGGCAGUUUUUGCGCGGAGACUUUGGGGCAUACAAGGCAUACGUCACAGGCAAUGCUUGCCCGGUCAAGAAGGCCAUGCCAGCCGAUGGAAGCGUGUAUGACUGGGUGUAUGACACGGCGACGGAGUCCUGGAAAGGGUGGAUGGAUUUGCGCAAGAGUGAACCGAUACGCCCUGAGGCCGAAUACAGCACAAUCAUUGUCACGACUGCUGAUGUCGUACGGUACAGCUACCUUCUAGAACUCCAGGUCAUCAACUAUGUGCCGCUGUUAUUCGUUGGGCCAACCGGCACUGGAAAGUCGGUCUACAUCAAGUCCUUCCUGGCAUCAAAGCUCGACCGGUCUGCAUGGGUACAUAUGGUUUUCAACUUUUCAGCCCAAACAAGUGCGAACAUGACUCAGGAUAUCAUUGAUGGUAAACUAGAUAAACGCCGCAAGGGUGUUUACGGACCGCCUGUGGGCAAGCGCUGCGCCAUAUUUGUGGACGACUUAAACAUGCCACAGCUAGACCGUUACGGUGCUCAGCCUCCCAUUGAGCUUCUGAGGCAGGCCAUGGACCACUCAGGGUGGUACGACAGACGAGAUAACAGCUUCCGCAAGCUUGUGGAUCUGCAGUUCCUCGCGGCCAUGGGACCCCCGGGCGGAGGGCGGAAUCCGGUUACGAACCGGUACCUGCGUCACUUCCAUGUGGUGCACGCCACUGAGUUUGACGCUGCGUCCUUGAAGCAAAUCUUCGGCGCGCUCACGGACUGGUGGUUCAGCCGGUACAAGUCUGAAGUGGUUGGGCUGCGGGACAAACUCGUCGCGGCGAGUUUGAAGCUGCAUUUUGCAGUUUCGGAAAAUCUGCUUCCGACCCCAAUGAAGUCCCAUUACGUGUUCAACCUACGCGACCUCUCAAAGCUUUUCCAGGCAAGUGGUCACACCCCUGUAGGGUAUGUCGCAUUGGACAACGACCCUGAGCGGCUGCAGAGACUAUGGGUCCACGAAGCACUACGCGUCUACCACGACAGGUUGGUGGAUGACGCCGAUCGUAACUGGAUUGCAAAGCAGAUACGUGCAAAUGUCGAGGACCAUUUUGGCAGUCGCUUUGAUAAGGUAAGAAUGGGCCCGAUCACGGUACACGUAGGUGCCCCCCAGCUCCGCCGCCUUCUGUUUGCUGAUUUCCUCAUCCCCGGCGCGGAGCCACGCCGCUAUGACGAGGUCAUGGACUUCGAGCGGUUGACGGCGGUAGUCGGCGAGUAUUUGGCAGACCUUAAUGCAGGCAGCAAGAAGCCACUGAGCUUGGUUCUUUUCCAGUUCUGCUUGGAACACGUCUGCCGAGUGGCACGUACCAUCCGCCAGCCUGGAGGUCAUGCGUUACUCGUCGGUGUGGGUGGAAGCGGUCGUCAGAGUGUGACGCAGCUAGCAGCUUUCAUUGAAGACUUCCUGCUUUUCACUAUCGAGGUCAGCAGCACCUACGGAAUGACAAACUGGCAUGACGACCUUAAACUCGCCCUGCGGACGGCCGGCGAGAAGGGCAAAAAUGCGGUCUUCAUGUUCAGCGACAGCCAGAUAUUGGACGAAACAAUGGUCGAGGAGCUCAGUAGCCUCUUGAACACGGGCGAAGUUCCAAACCUCUUUGAUGCUUCUGAGCUGAUUGCCAUAGGCGAGACGUUGCGCCAACGCGCCCGAACAGCUCGAAUGGACGGCAGCCGUGCGGACAUCAACAACUUUUUCGUGAAUCAGGUUCGACAACACUUGCGUGUGGUGCUCUGCUUCAGCCCGGUCGGUGACGCUUUUCGAGAGCGCCUGCGCCGAUUUCCAUCACUGACUACCUGCACAACUAUAGACUGGUUUACGGUCUGGCCAAAUGAUGCCCUGGCUUCAGUGGCGGAGCAGGCCCUCGGCGAAAUGGCACUUGAGCAACAACUGCGUCAUCAGCUAGCCGAUCAGUGCGUCCGUUUCCACCUUACGGCACGAGCAUUGACUGACAGGUACCGCCGUGAGGCCAAGCGCCACUAUUACGUGACACCGACCAGCUACCUUCAGUUGCUUGAUUGCUUCAAGGCACUUCUUCGUCGCCAGCAACAGGCAGUAUCUGCUCAGCGGCGGCGGUAUGAGGUCGGGUUGGAAAAGCUCGCCGCGACUGAAGAGCAGGUCCUGCUUAUGCGCAAGGAAUUGGAGGAGAAGCAGCCACGAUUGAUUAUUAGUGGUAAAGAGACGGAGGAGCUAAUUGCGCUGGUGGAAACGCAAACAGUGGAGGCGGAUAAGGUCAAGACCAUGGUUGAGGCUGAGGAGGCCAAGGCCAAAGAGGAGGCACGAAAAGUCGGCGUGAUAAAGCAGGAAUGUGAGCACGACCUUGCGCAAGCUAUGCCCGCUUACAAUGCUGCAAUCAAGGCCCUGAACACGCUCACCAAGAACGACAUCAGCGAGGUCAAGGGCAUGAAAGCACCACCAAUGCCUGUAAGGCUUGUCAUGCAGGCUGUGUGUCUCCUGAAGGGCUUGCAGCCUACCAAGGUGAAGGACACCAACACCGGCAAGUUCAUCAUGGACUGGUGGGAGACAUCGAAGCGCAUGUUGAGCGACAUGGGCUUCUUGGACAGCCUGAUGACGUUUGACAAGGAUACCAUCGCCCCGGAGAUUAUUCAAGCACUACAGCCCCUCCUCUCACACCCAGACUUUCAACCUGCCAAAAUCAAGAAGGUCUCGCAAGCGGCAUUUGGAUUGUGCAGCUGGGUGCGGGCUAUGGACACGUAUGACCGCGUUGCAAAGAUUGUUGCCCCAAAGCGUAAAGCCUUACAGGUUGCGGAAGAGCAGCUAGCGGUGGUCAAACAGCAGCUUGCUGCAAAACAAGCAGAGUUGCAAGCUGUUGCAGAUCGGCUCGCAGGUCUCCAAGCUAAGCUCGAGGCAGCCAAACGAAGGAAGGCGGAGCUUGAAGCGGAUGUAGCGCUCUGUGAGGAGAAGUUGGAUCGCGCAACGAAGUUGAUGGCCGGGCUUGGCGGAGAGAAAGCAAGGUGGAACCAGAAAGUGGACGAACUGGGCGACCAGUUUGUCCGUCUCAUUGGUGACAUGCUUCUUUCUGCUGGUGUAAUUGCGUACUUGGGCGCCUUCAGCUCAGAGUACCGUGCACAAGCUGUUAGCACAUGGGUGACCCAGUGUGCGGCCCGAGCUAUUCCCUGCUCGGAAGUCUUCUCGCUGCUAAGUGCAUUGGGUAACCCGGUCUCCAUGCGCCAAUGGGCCAUUUGGGGCCUACCGAAAGACGAUGUCAGCGCGGCAAACGGCAUUAUUGUCAUGGAGAGCUCCCGGUGGCCGUUGUGCAUCGACCCCCAGGGCCAAGCAAACAAAUGGAUCCGCAACAUGGAGGCUACUCGCCAUUUGCUUGUGCUUAAGCCUGCUGCUGAUCCCAACUACCUGCGAUCGCUGGCAGCAGCCCUGCCCUUGGGUACGCCGGUGCUCCUUGAAGGCCUAGGAGAAAGACUUGAUGCUUCGCUGGAGCCAGUCUUGCUGAAACACACAUUCAAAAGUUCUGGUAUACAAUGCGUCAAACUCGGCGACCAAGUCGUUGAGUGGGGUUCAGGCUUCCGACUCUACAUGACAACGAAGCUCCGAAAUCCUCACUACCCCCCGGAGGUGUGCACACGUGUGGUCCUACUGAACUUCUGCAUCACGCCAGCUGGACUUGAAGAUCAGCUUCUUGGGAUUGUGGUUGCUAAAGAGAGACCAGAGCUCGAAGAGGAAAAAAACAAACUCAUCGUCGCAGGUGCUGAGAACUCCCGUAAGCUGCUUGAGAUAGAGGAUCAAAUCUUAGCAGUCUUAUCAGCCAACCAAGGGUCAAUCCUCGACGAUGGAGAGGCAGUCACAGUCCUGCAGAAAGCAAAGCAGCUCAGCGACGAGAUUGCCAGCAAGCAACAAGAUGCUGCAAAAACAGAACAAGCUAUCGAUAAGGCGCGCACUGCCUACCAGCCGAUCGCAAAGCACGUUUCUGUGCUGUACUUCUGCGUUGCUGAGCUGCUCAACAUCGAUCCCAUGUACGCGUUCUCACUCACCUACUUCAUUCAGCUGUUCCUUCGUUCUAUCGAUGAGAGCCAACAUCACACGUUGGUGCCGAAGCGGCUGGCGCUUCUGCAGGACCAUUUCACUUUCUUCCUGUACGCGAAUGUCUGCAGAGCACUGUUCGAGAAGGACAAGUUGCUAUUUGCCUUGUUGCUGGCAAUGAGCAUCCAGGUGGCGGCCGGCACACUGGCACCCCAGCUGGUGCAGUUUAUGGUGACAGGGGCCCGUUCCAUGGACAAUCCACAUGCGAACCCUUCGUCUGGCUGGCUGAGCGACCAAGCUUGGUCGAACUUAUGCGAGCUGGAAGGCACUGGAGAGGCCUUCAGUGGGCUUCGUGAGAGCAUCACUGUCCACAAUGAGCAGUGGCACGCAGUGUAUAACGGCACUCAGCAGGAACUGCCUGGAGGAAUGCAAGAGCGGCUGGACCCGUUCCAGCGUUUGCUGCUAAUCCGGUGCCUCUCACCUGACAAAUUGUUACCUGCUGCCGCUGCCUACGUGGCGGGUAGCAUGGGGACACGGUACAUCGAGCCCCAGGAUUUCAAGCUGAGUUCCAUAUUCAUGGACAGUACGUCAUCUGUGCCAAUUGUGUUUGUUUUAUCGCCUGGGACGGACCCAAUGGCCGACUUGCUUGCUUUUGCGGAGGAGAAAAGGAAGCAGGCCGUGAGCCUUGGGCAGGGCCAAGGGCCAAUCGCGGAACGGUACAUUUCUCAGGGCAUCAAGGAUGGGCGUUGGGUUGUUCUGCAGAACUGUCAUCUGGCCAAGUCAUUCCUGCCUCGGCUUGAGAUCGUUUGUGAGCAGCAGCUAACAGCUGGAGACGUCCACCCAGACUUCCGCUUAUGGCUUACAUCGUACCCGUCUGACAUCUUCCCAGCCUCGGUACUGGAAAAUGGCCUAAAGAUCACUAACGAGCCACCGAAAGGACUCAGGGCUGGGAUGGAGCGCAUCUACAAGAGUGAGCCACUGUCUGACAAGACAUUCCUCGACGGACCCAUACGGCAGCCGCAAGCAUUCAAAAACUUGGUUUAUGCUUUGGCAUUCUUCCACUGUGUUGCUGUCGGCAGGAGGAACUACGGCCCUGUAGGCUGGAACAUCCCCUAUGCCUUCAAUGAGAAUGACCUGCGAAUCAGCUUGCGCCAGUUGAAGGCAUUCCUGGACGAGUCGGAGACACCGCCGCUCCGGAUGCUGAUGUACACAGCGGGAGAGUGCAAUUACGGAGGGAAGGUCACGGACGCCAAGGAUAGGCGGACGCUGAUGACCCUGCUGGCGGUGUACUACCGGAAGGAGGUUGCAGCAGCAAAUGUGGGGCAAGCUGGGAAUGGCGACGUGAAGUUUACUCCAAGUGGAACGUACCGUGACUACGCUCACUACCUUUCAGUGCUCUCAUCUUUACCCCUUGGAGAGGCACCUCCGGAGGUGUUUGGUCUCCAUCAGAAUGCGGCCAUUACGCGUGAUUUGGCGGAGGCCCGACAGCUGCUGGACAGCCUUGCGCUGACGACUGCCACGUUGGCAGCGACCAGCGACACGGCUGCAGAUCACGGUGAGCCAUAUGAAGCCAUCACUGCAGAAAUUCUUGCAAAGCUUCCCGCUAACUUUGAUAUCGAGGAGGCUUCGAAGAAGUACCCUGUCACAUACCUCGAGUCUAUGAACACAGUGCUCGUGCAGGAGCUGGUUCGGGUCAAUACGCUCUUACAGGUCAUCCGCACCAGCCUUGAGGAGCUCACGCGUGCUUUGCGUGGUGAGGUCUUGAUGAGCAGUGAGCUGGAGCGCGUCUCGCAUUCCUUGAAUGCGGGUAAGGUGCCGGAGCUGUGGUUGGCCAAGUCCUUCCCUUCCUUGAAGCCCUUGGGCCCGUACGUCAAGGAGCUCCUGGAAAGGGUCCAAUUCUUCUUCACGUGGCUUCACGAGGGCCCGCCGGUCGUCUUUUGGAUCAGUGGAUUCUUCUUCACGCAGGCUUUCCUGACCGGAGCUAAGCAGAACUACGCACGCAAGCAUCGUCUACCAAUAGAUCUCAUCGACUUCCAGCACGUGGUCUGCGAUGGGCCUGACGACGCCUUGAGGGCGCCCGAGGAUGGCGUCCUGUGCAGCGGCAUGUUCUUGGAGGCAGCUGCGUGGGACAUCGUGGGGCAUCGCCUCUGUGAGAGCGAACCGCGAACCCUUUUCGUCCAGCUGCCGCCAGUCCACUUCUGCCCUGCUAAGAUUGGGGAGGAGAACGAGAACCUACAGGAGGGUUGGGUGCUGUACUCGUGCCCACUCUACAAAACCAGCGAGCGGCGCGGAGUUCUGUCGACGACAGGCCACUCCACGAACUUCGUUUGUGAUGUGGGCCUCCCCUCUUCCCAGCCUGAAUCACAUUGGAUCCUCAGAGGAGUUGCGCUACUGACGUCCCUAGAUUCGUGA